This is a messenger RNA of Cuscuta epithymum, 1171 nucleotides long. Lineage: Eukaryota; Viridiplantae; Streptophyta; Magnoliopsida; Solanales; Convolvulaceae. The record is from the annotation of a GenBank genome assembly.
GACGUCAACAAUGCGUUCUUAAACGGUAUUCUUUUUAAACCCGUCUACAUGGCUCAACCACCGGGGUUUGUUGAUCCUCGAUUUCCCGACCACGUUUGCCGGUUGAAGAAGGCUCUUUAUGGACUCCGACAGGCACCUUUGGCGUGGUUCCAUCGGUUCAGCACUUUCCUUUUUCUUCUUGGGUUUCGCCAGAGCCGGUCUGAUUCAUCUCUCUUCUUUCUUCACAGGGGCCGUUCCACCAUAUAUCUCUUGUUGUAUGUCGAUGACAUCAUCCUUACGGGCAACGAUCCCGAUCUGCUCAGGAACCUUAUUCAACGCAUACAUCUCUAAAUAUGCUUGUGAUAUCCUGGAGCGCUUUGAUAUGAUAGACUCCAAACCCGUCUCCACCCCAUUGGCGGCGGGUGAUAGCUUGGUUAGCAGUGGACCAUCAUAUUAUGAUCCGACUCUUUAUCGCUCUAUUAUUGGUGCUCUGCAGUACUUGACUAUUACUCGUCCUGACUUAUCAUUUGCUGUUAAUCUUGUCAGCCAGUUCCUUCAAUCACCGACGGAAGCUCAUUUUCAUGCUGUCAAAAGAAUUCUUCGCUACGUGAAAGGAACUGUUCACUAUGGGCUCUCCUUUGAUCGUCGCCCUGACCAAUCUAUUCUAGCCUACUCAGAUGCAGAUUGGGCACGAUGUGUUGAGACUCGUCGCUCUACGUAUGGAUAUUCCAUUUUUCUUGGCGGAAAUCUGGUCUCUUGGAGUGCAAAGAAGCAACCUUCAGUUUCUCGUUCUAGUUGUGAAUCUGAGUAUCGUGCUCUCACCAAUGCUGCUUCUGAGGUCAUUUGGGUAGUCAACUUGCUUCGUGAACUUCAAGCUUCUUCCGAUUCAGUCCCACUUCUUUUGUGUGACAAUAAGAGUGUUGCUUUUCUUAGUCAAAAUCCUAUUGCACAUAAAAGAGCGAAGCAUAUAGACAUUGACUAUCAUUUUGUGCGUGAGUUGGUCUCUUCGGGCCGUCUGCAAACACAAUUUGUGCCCUCUCAUCUUCAGCUUGCUGAUAUCUUCACCAAAAGUCUUCCUCGCCCCGCCUUUGAACUUCUGCGUUCCAAGCUCUGCGUCUGCCUACAUCCCACGCAUCGCUUGACGGGGGGUAAAAGUGUAAAGCAAAGCAUUAAAUAGAAUAUAUUUUCUUUC